This is a messenger RNA of Cydia splendana, 8869 nucleotides long. RefSeq names its product bromodomain and WD repeat-containing protein 3 (gene BRWD3). NCBI's taxonomy places the organism in Eukaryota, Metazoa, Arthropoda, Insecta, Lepidoptera, Tortricidae. Gene Ontology annotation, molecular function: protein binding. Gene Ontology annotation, cellular component: nucleus. The coding region runs from base 202 to 6759 and encodes 2185 amino acids. Gene Ontology annotation, biological process: regulation of transcription by RNA polymerase II; regulation of cell shape; cytoskeleton organization. The transcript is spliced from 45 exons. The record is from RefSeq and is a predicted model, not a curated record.
AACUAGAACAACGCACUGGCAGCUUGGGAAAAUACAAGGUGUUUGCCUGCUUUAUCAACCGAGCGUACGCCAUUUUACUUACAAAAGGUUUGCACUAUCGUUCGUCAACAAUGUAAAGCGGAUGGUGCAAUGUUUGUUCGAUUUUUCCAGUGUUUGUGAUGUGUGUGUGGUGUUUUAUACCCAGGAUAAAAUACUAGGAUAAUGGAGGAGCCCAACGAGGACUCUAGGGUCGUUCCCGAACUCUACUUUCUGAUAGCGAAAUUUCUUUCGGGCGGUCCGCUGACGGAAACUGCAAAGACAUUGUUAAAAGAGCUCGAGAGCGUAGAGGUCCUACCCCGCCGCCUUGACUGGCAGGGCGACGAGCACUCACAGUCGUACAAUGAAUUGGCAGCGCAGUACAGCGACGUGCCAUGGCACCGUCUGGCAGCAGUAUGCGCGAGCGCAUUGCGUCUCGCUCCCUCGCCUUCGACGAGCCGUCUCCCUCUCGCUCCCGCUCCAUCGCUGCGCGUGCGACUCUCGUUGCUCGGGGAUGCGUUGGUUCGGACCAGACCGAAAUAUUCAGCGUUCAAGAAGGAUCAUACGCUCGCCCGCCGCUUGCUCUCCCGUGAGCUUGGAGGCAUCAUCGAAGGCCGAAAGACAGCGCCCCGGGCGCCGGCGGCGCAGCUCCUGCCACAAAGGCUGCUUGGAGGCCUACAGUUACGACGGAGGACCCUGGGGCAUCUUUCUGCUGUCUAUUGUCUGGCAUUUGACUGCUCUGGUCGAUAUGUUGUAACUGGCGCCGACGAUCUUUUAGUAAAAGUAUGGAGCGCGUACGACGGGCGCCUGAUCGCGACGCUCCGCGGCGCCGGCGCCGAGAUCACCGACGUGUGCCUGUCGCGCGACGGAGCCCUGCUGGCGUGCGGCAGCGUCGACAGACUCGUCAGGGUGUGGUGCCUCGCUACCGGCGCUCCGCUGGCUGUCCUGCACGCGCAUGCUGGAACCAUUACGUCUGUCCACUGGUCGCCCUGGGCGCGCGGCGACGUCCGCUGGCUCGCGUCCACCUCCACCGACGGCUCAGUGGCCUUCUGGACAUGUUCCCGCGACGGCCAGUUCCUGUCCCAGCCUGUUCAGUACAUGGAGAGGAUGCGACCAGGCGCCUGCCACAUGAUAUGUGCUGCCUGGUCUGCUGGAGGAGCGUUCUUAGCUGCAGGGUCGCAGGAUCAUCAUGUCAGGGUGUACAUGGUUGACGGCGAAGGCGGCGGGCCCCGCAGAGUCCUGGAGACGGCCGUCCACUCGGAGGCGGUGGACAGCCUGGCCUGGGCGCACCGCGGGCUGCGCUUCGUGUCGGGCUCCAAGGACGGCGCCGCCUGCGUGUGGGCGCUGCACGCCUCCGCCUGGCGCCAUACCGUGUUACACUGUGCCGUCCUGGAGACGGCUGUCCACUCGGAGGCGGUGGACAGCCUGGCCUGGGCGCACCGCGGGCUGCGCUUCGUGUCGGGCUCCAAGGACGGCGCCGCCUGCGUGUGGGCGCUGCACGCCUCCGCCUGGCGCCACACGGUGCUACACUGUGCCAGUCUAGAUGACGCAGGCAAGGAUGACGGCAAGAAAUUAAAGGUCACAAUGGUAUGCUGGGACUUAAGCGAUGCUUACAUCAUCACAGCUGUCUCCGACUGCUCCAUUCGAGUGUGGUGUUCCCGCACGUGCGGCAUGGUGCGAGUCCUAAGAGGCCACAAAGACGAGGCCUAUGUACUGGAGGCCCAUCCGUUAUUACCUGGCGUUCUGCUGUCCGCAGGCCACGACGGCCAGCUGUUCGUAUGGGACGCUAGCACUGGCGAGAUCCUAGCCUCUUUCCUGAACAAAAUCGAAGGGCAAGGGGAAGGCGCGAUCUUCGAUGCGAAAUGGGGCGGCGGCUGCGCCCUGGCCGCCGCUGACGCCCACGGACACCUCCUGCUGCUGUCAGUGGCCUCAGGACCGAAGCUGAUGUCCAAGCUGCCUCCGGAGCUGUUCUUCCACACGGACUAUCGGCCUCUGUUGAGAGACGCUACUGGAACAGCUCUUGAUGAGCAGACCGAGAUCCCCCCGCACCUGAUGCCGCCGCCCUUCCUGGUGGACGUGGAGGGCGCGCCGCACCCGCCGGAGUAUCAGCGCCUCGUACCGGGCCGCGAGAACCUGGCGCUCGACCAGCUCAUCCCCCUCGCCGACGCCAGGAGCCGCAUCGACGUCAUGAUUGAGGCUUUAGCGGCCGAGCGGACUCCCGGCCUAGUCAACGGCCUCGGCUUCGGCGGUGGCGGCGUGUGGCGGAACGAGGGCGUCCGGCACACGGCGGGCUCGUGGCAGCGCGACGUGCCCGUGCCGCCCUCCUCCCGCCCGCUCGUGGCGCCCCCGCCCGCCGCCGUCACCGCGCGGCAGCACCAGCAGGGAUCGGAGAUGAACGCCUUCGAGCUGGCGUGGUACCGGCGCGAGAUGCGGCGGCGCCCCAUCAUGAUCAGCACGGCGCCCGAGCCGCAGCGGCGCCGCGCGCGCCCCAGGCCGCGCCCCAAGCCGCAGGCGCAGCCUGUCCGGCGAGUUGUGGAAGAGCCGUCAGCGCUAGAAGUGGUCAGCUCGGACAAUGACACCUCCGACGAGUCCGUGCGGCUGUCCCGCUCGCACUCGCGCUCCUCUCGCUCGCGGUCUCACUCUCGCUCGAGCCGGUCCUCCUUGGAUCUCACUGACUCUAGUUCACAUUCAGGAAGCAAAAGUGGCAAUUCGUCAUCGUCAGCAUAUUCAGACUGGGAGGCGGGCGCUGCUCUGGCGCCGCCCACCCGCGCUCGGCGACGCCCCGUGGCUGCUAGACGAUACAGUCCCAGCGUGUCGGCUCCGAAGCGUCCGGCAGCCACCAACGGCGCCGCCGCGUCCGGCUCCGGGUCCGGCGCGGCGCCGGCGCCGGCCGACCUGCCGGAGCUGUACCGGCCCGGCGAGUGGCUCACGGCCGUGUCGCCGCGCAAGGCGCCCUACCACCCGCAGAUGGGCGACGCCGUCGUGUACUUCAGGGUGGGUCACCAAAAAUACUUAGAAGCUGUGUCAGAGAAAGAUUUGUAUCCUGUUUUGCCGCGGGAUCGGCCGUGGGAGAAUGCUCAUGUCUACGACUGCGAGGCGGCUAAAGUAGUAGGCAUCAAGUACGCCAUCAAGCCGCCGCGUGUGGCGUGCGUGCGGCUGGCGUGUUCCCUGCCCCGCCCAGUCGGCAGCUCCACGGCGACCGGCGGCGGCAGCAUCGUCGUCGUAUACCACGACAUGCCUGACGUCAUUGACUUCCUAGUGCUCCGCCAGCAGUACAGCGCGGGCUGCGCGCGCGGCUGGACGCAGGGCGAUCGUUUCCGCUGCAUGAUCGACGACUCGUGGUGGACGGGCGUGGUGCUGGAGAACACGUCCGGCGCGUCGGGCGACGCCGGUCCGGUGCCGGACGAGCCGGACGCGGCGGCCCGCUGGGCGCGGACCGCCGCCGCCAACUUCCUGUCGCUCAAAGUGCGCUGGGACAACGGCGAGGUGGAGAGACUGUCGCCGUGGGACCUGGAACCCAUGGACCCUGAGAGAUUACCAUCAGCGCCCGGCGGCGCCGUCCCAGUGUUGCCUCACGAGCUAGAGGCAGUCUUGUAUAAAGCCGAGGCGAGCGAGUGGCCCCCGCGAGGCGACCGCGCCGCCGCGUGCCGCGCUAUAGCCCACCAUCUCAACCUGGUGAUGUCCCUAUCUGCGGCGGAGCCCUUCGUAGCGCCUGUGGAUCUGCAGUUGUACCCCACGUACGCGCUGGUCGUGCCCUACCCCAUCGAUCUCAGCACCAUUCGGUCUAGGUUCGACCACCUGUUCUACCGGCGAGCGGCGGCCGCGCAGUUCGACGUACGCUAUCUAGCGAGCAACGCGGAGCGCUUCAACGAGCCACACUCGCCCAUCGUCCGCCAGGCGCGGCUUAUAACAGACUUACUGCUCUAUAUUAUCAGCCACUGGCGCGAAGUAGAUGUGGUGGCGAAGUACCACGAGCUGGCCGCCGCCUAUCGCUCCGAGGAUGACGAACCUGCGCCCAGUCAGCCCACUAAGUCUCGUCGCGCCCGUGGUCGUGCCGGCUCCAUAUCGUGGCGCGCUGCGUGCACCCGCGUGCUGCAGGAGCUGACGGGCUCCACCGACGCCGGGCCCUUCCGCGAGCCCGUGUCGCUGGAACAAGUGCCAGAUUACCUAACCAUAGUGAAGAACCCCAUGGACCUUGGCACCAUAUCACAGAAGUUGGCUGCCGGCCGGUACUCCCGCCCGGCACAAGUGCACCGCGACCUCGCGCUCGUGUUCCACAACAGCAGGCUGUACAACACCAACAAGCGGAGCAGGAUCUACUCAAUGACGGUCCGCUUAUCCGCGCUGUUCGCUGCGCUGUGGGAAGCCCACGUGCCCGCCGCCGCCGCCGCCUCCGCUUCCGGCUCCGCUACGCGCGUGACGCGCCGCGCGCGCCGCAAGCGCAUACAAUCACACGCAGAAAGCAUGAACGGCGACAUCGUGUCCCAACCGCCGUCUCCUGCCCGGCCCGACCUCGAGCUGAACUCGGACAGCUCCUCGUCGGAGCCCCUCGCCGCGCUGGCGCAGGCGCGCCUGCAGCACCCGGACUCCUCUGACAGCGAUGUGCCCCUCCGGGCACACAGGAAAGGUGAGAUACUGCCCGCUGACAGUAGGAUAGGUGACAACAUGAACGGCGACAUCGUCUCCCAGCCGCCAUCUCCCGCCCGGCCCGACCUCGAGCUGAACUCGGACAGCUCCUCGUCGGAGCCCCUCGCCGCGCUGGCGCAGGCGCGCCUGCAGCACCCGGACUCCUCUGACAGCGAUGUGCCCCUCCGGGCACACAGGAAAGGUGAGAUACUGCCCGCUGACAGUAGGAUAAGUGACAACAUGAACGGCGACAUCGUCUCCCAGCCGCCAUCUCCCGCCCGGCCCGACCUCGAGCUGAACUCGGACAGCUCCUCGUCGGAGCCCCUCGCCGCGCUGGCGCAGGCGCGCCUGCAGCACCCGGACUCCUCUGACAGCGAUGUGCCCCUCCGGGCACACAGGAAAGGUGAGAUACUGCCCGCUGACAGUAGGAUAAGUGACAACAUGAACGGCGACAUCGUCUCCCAGCCGCCAUCUCCCGCCCGGCCCGACCUCGAGCUGAACUCGGACAGCUCCUCGUCGGAGCCCCUCGCCGCGCUGGCGCAGGCGCGCCUGCAGCACCCGGACUCCUCUGACAGCGAUGUGCCCCUCCGGCCGCCAUCUCCCGCCCGGCCCGACCUCGAGCUGAACUCGGACAGCUCCUCGUCGGAGCCCCUCACCGCGCUGGCGCAGGCGCGCCUGCAGCACCCGGACUCCUCUGACAGCGAUGUGCCCCUCCGGCCGCCAUCUCCCGCCCGGCCCGACCUCGAGCUGAACUCGGACAGCUCCUCGUCGGAUCCCCUCGCCGCGCUGGCGCAGGCGCGCCUGCAGCACCCGGACUCCUCUGACAGCGAUGUGCCCCUCCGGCCGCCAUCUCCCGCCCGGCCCGACCUCGAGCUGAACUCGGACAGCUCCUCGUCGGAGCCCCUCGCCGCGCUGGCGCAGGCGCGCCUGCAGCACCCGGACUCCUCUGACAGCGAUGUGCCCCUCCGGGCGCACAGGAAAGGUGAGAUACUGCCCGUUGACAAUAGGACAGGUGACGGCAUGAACGGCGACAUCGUUUUAUCAUCGUCCACGGAGCAGAUCGAAGUGGAACAGUUGUCGAUACCGGCCGACGACGCGUCGUUAACGUACGACGACGAUUCACCCGCACAUGAACCUAGUCCAGAGAUCGAAGUGGAACAGUUGUCGAUACCGGCCGGCGACGCGUCGUUAACGUACGACGACGAUUCACCCGCUCAUGAACCUAGUCCAGAGAUAGAAGUGGAACAGUUGUCGAUACCGGCCGACGACGCGUCGUUAACGUACGACGACGAUUCACCCGCACAUGAACCUAGUCCAGAGAUAGAAGUGGAACAGUUGUCGAUACCGGCCGACGACGCGUCGUUAACUUACGACGACGAUUCACCCGCACGUGAACCGAGUCCAGAGUUCCGUCCGUCUGCGCGGCGCAAGCGAGCGCGGGGCUCCGACAGCGCGCCGUCCCCGCCGCGCCGCCACCGGCACCGGCACCGACACCGACACCGGGAGAAGCUGCCCAAGCGGACACGAGAGAGAUUCACAGACGGAUCUUCGCAGUCCAGCUCGUCAAAUUCAGAGCACACACCAGAGAGAGACGGACAGCGUCGCUACGAAUCUGACCAUUCGUACCACCCGCGCUGCUCUAGCGACGACGAACCCCUUCAGCGGUACAGAGAAAGGCAAGAAAACGACGCGUCACAAGGAGAACACUCGGGCACGAGUAGAUCGAGGCCUUCGCACAGUCGGAGAGGUGGUGUGAAGCUACGAAUCCGCAGACCGGCGGUAUACAACGAGGACAGCGAGGAGGACUCGGCGGCCGCCAUCAGCAAGCGGGCGCCGCACCACUCGCGCGCCGCGCCGCAUCACCAGCGGAGGAGGCACCACGCGGCGCAGAGUGCAGCGACCGAGGCCGCUAUGGAGGCCGGGGCGCUGCUGCUGCGGCGCUCGGCCGGCGGCGCGCCCGCCAUCGCCGACCACGACUACCUCCACUCCACCGGCCAGCCCCACGACCACCACAACGGCCACGCAUCAAGCUCCCGGGCGGAGGCCCCGGUGUCCAUCUCGUCGCGAGGCCGCGUCCGCAAGCUUACCGCCAAGGCCAGAGGCCUACUGCGAGAGUAAACACCACACGAACUUGCACAGUAUGUAAUAUGAACAUUUGAGGAGUUGGUUGGCCUGGAAGAAUGUACAAGUUGCGGAAUGUUUCUUAAAUGUUGGGAAAGUUCUCCGAAAUUUCCGGAAAUCUUGAGGGAAAAAAAAACAACGUACAGAUGUAAGGUAAUUUGCCAGUAACUGGCCACUUUUAGUAACUCGCCACCCCGAACCAAAAAUUAAUUCCAUUCACCUAUAAAUAGAAUUCAUUUUAAUAUAAGGUGGCCAGUUAUUGAAACCUUAUACUAAAAUAAACUGAUUUAUUUCAUUGACAGUAAAAAGACAAAUAUAGUUAUUUACGAUACAAGUGCGGAAAAAAGGAAAUUCGAAACGAGUGGCGAUUUAAACAAUCCCUAGUGUUUUAAAUCGACACGAGUUGCGAAUUACAUAUUCGCACGUGUAUCGUACAACGUUUUACAGUACAUAUGGCCCUUUAAACUUCUAACAUACGCACGUUGCUAUUUUACGCACUAGUGCGGGAAAAUAGGACCAUAUGUACUGUAAAAUAACUUAUGAACUAAAACAUCUAUGAAUAAUACUAAAUUAAAACGAACAACCCUAAAAAUAUCUAAAAUAAAACAAUGAAUAUAAAAACUACUGAAAGAUACUAAAAUGAAUUCUGUUUAUAGGUGAAUAUAAUUCAUUUUUAGUUUAGGGCGGCCAGUUACUAGCGAAUUACCCUAGUGCAUAAUUAUUCUCCACCGUAUUUUCACGGAAACGUACGAACGUGUCUUGUUAUCUCAGUCAGUCUCGGUACAAAAAGUACUGAGUUUGACUGAAGUAGCAGGACAAAUACGAACGUCUCCGAGAAAAUACGAUGGAAAACAAUCAUGCACUACAUCUGUAUAUCUAUAAGAAUAUGUAUGGUUCGAACCGCGCUCAGCUGUUGGCUGCCUUUUCAAUAUACUGACAUUAUGUACAGCCGCCAUCAGAUAUAUCGGAGCGACCAAGGCGCUCACAAAUAUCUGAACACGUCUCUAUUAUCAAGGCGCUAAAGUGUGUGUUCAGAUAUUUUUGAACACCUCGGCCGCUCUGAGAACUGAGCUGUAUUUGUUACACAUAUAUAUUUUUUAUAAAUGAUCUCAAGCGACAACACUACAUUUUAUCUUGGGUACCUCGUAACGCCCACAAUAUAAGAAUAACGAAACAAAUGAAAUUCGACUUUAUUUGGUUUAGAUAAGGUUCUAUUUCCAGAGAAGUAGUGUAGGCCCACAAUAUAAGAACAACGAAACGAAUGAAAUUCGACUUUAUUUGGUUUAUAAAAGGUUCUAAUUCCAUAGAAUCAGGGAUGUUGCGAAUAUUCGCAUCCGCAACCGCGGAACUUCCGCAUUAUUUUCAAAUUCCGCAUCCGCAUAAAAUCGAUGCGUAGCUUAUGCGGAUGCGGAUGUCGAACAAGUCGGUACAGGAACGUGUUAGCGGCGGCGUAAGUGCUAUGUAAUUUCGUCAUUACCUAUAACGAAAUCGUCUAGAUCCAGAAAAGUCGGACAAGUUACUGUUUAUUAAAUAUAACACCUAUAUUCUUGCUCAAGUACUAAAGGUUUCGUUUUAUUUAAAAUAAAAAUUACUAAAAUGUCAUAUUUGACGUUUUUUAAUUACCUAAUCAUGACAUCCGUAUCCGCGGAUGUGAGCCUUUAAAUAUCCGCAUCCGCGGAUGUCAAAAAAUCUGCAUCCGCAACAUCCCUGGUACAUUGUAAUGCACUUUGGGCCUUACGAGGAUUUACGUUAAACUAUAGGAGUAAUGGAAACAGCAUAAUUUUAAGAACUCGCGUCCAAUCAGUGUGAUAAAUUAAGUAUACAUAAGCUAGUUUAUUUUGUAUGUGACUUGUCUGUCCGUCUGUCUAACCACGUACGAUUUUAUCUAAUUAAAUAAUUGGAAUAUUUCACAUACAUUUUUUGUGCAAGUCUAAUAAGAACAAAACUAGAUACAUGUAUUUUAUAUGUUUCUAAAACUUAUAGGGUAAUUCGCCAGUAACUGGCCACCGGCCAAUAACUGGCCACCCUAAACUAAAAAUGAAUUCUAUUUCACCUAUAAACAGAAUUAAUUUUAGUAUAAGGUUUCUAUAACUGGCCACCCUCCAAU